This is a messenger RNA of Schistosoma bovis, 676 nucleotides long. NCBI's taxonomy places the organism in Eukaryota, Metazoa, Platyhelminthes, Trematoda, Strigeidida, Schistosomatidae. The record is from the annotation of a GenBank genome assembly.
AUGAUUGGUAUUGCAAUUGGAUUAUGGAGAAAAAUUGAUAAAAUGCAUCAACAAAUUGACGAUGUUAAGAAAUCUCAUGAAAAGCGCAAUCAUGUACGCCAAUUACGUUUAGUGCAUGCACAAAAAUACUGGGAGAAUAUUGUUAAACGUGGUAAACGUAUAGCUCUGUUACAAAAACAAAGAAGUUACGAAAAAAUGCAGUUCAAUAAACGGAAAUCAGAUCAAAUUAAAGUACAGAAUGAAUUAAAUGAAAAACUAAAAAUGAAUCGGGAAAAAUUUAAAUUUCUUGAAAAUGAUCAAAAACAAUUAAAAAUCAAUAAUCAAUUAACUGAAAAUUAUCUGAAUUAUAAACAAAAAUUAUUAGAUCAUGAAUUAUUGAUUGAAGAGAAAUAUCAACAUUUAAUAAAUUUACAAAAUCGAACAAAUGAAAUCAGAUCCCGAAUAAAUAAAGCUAUUAAAACUAAAAAGCAACAUCAAAAUGAAUUAUCUUCGGAAAUUCAUUGGAAUCGAUUAUGUGAAAAAUUUACUAUUGAAUCAAAUAUACAAGAGCGUAAAUUAAAAGAAUCCAAAUUAACUAGUGAACAUGUGAAACAAUUACGUAAUCAAAAACUUGUAAAAAUCCCUAUCUCCAUGAAAUUAACUAAUUUAACAUUAGAUAAUUAAUCGUUUAUGUAAU